GCGUCGCGAGCUGAGGACAUGCUCAAUGGUUUUCGGUCCUCGCUUGGCGUGGCGGGAGGCAUUAUUAUAGCCGUUGUAGGGCAUAGGAGUAUGUAUUAUUCACUCGGCUUGCUCAACAGAGCCUGGGAGAUGAAAAACCAGUGGGCCCACCCUGGAGUCGUUGCAAGUGCAAUGAGGGGGUCGGGCAGGUAUCGCCACUUCAACACUUCUGGGAAAUCAGAGUAGCAAAGCCGGGGCUGUACAACUGCUCCAGUAUAGUCCACAUCAUAUCAUAAUGCAAUCUUUUACACUCAGGGCGCCGAUAAAUGCUGUAACGCACCACCGGUUUGUGGGCGCUUACCGGUGCGCCCACCUGGGCCGAGGCACGCGCGUUUUGACGACUAGGAUGAGUACGUCCGGUAGCGGCUUCGCGGCUCCGGGGGCCGCAGAACAGCAGGAUUCGACGACGAGUGUCUCGAAGGAGGAGCUGGCGCGCCAGCUGGAGGCCACGGCCAACCGGGUGCGGCGCGAAGAGAGACGCAAGGUAGCCUGGAUUUGGACGUCCUUGAUGCUGCUGCUAAUCUGCGUCAUGUUCGUUAUGGGCCACCGAUAAGGUAUUCCCCGCUCAACAGUUCUUUGCGUUGUACAACCAGCUGGAGCUGGCAUUCAUUUGGGCGAUGGUCGCCAUCAGCAUUGUCGUAGUGUACGCCGUGAAGCUGACGGAGAUGCUGGGCUACGUGCCCACGUUUAUGGCAGCCGGGCACCUCACCGCUGCGGCUGAGAUGGCGCAGGACAAGAGGGCAUUUGUGGUCCGCUGGUGGCUGAAGCACCUCAUGCUGCGCCUUCGCCGGUGCGGCAGGCAGAUGGUGCGCCGGGCGCAGUGGCGCAGCAAGUGACACCCGGGCAGGAGGCAGGAGGCGUGGCAGGAGGCUGUUGUGUAGAUGCUGGACGUGAGACAGCCAAGGCCUAGGCUGGGGGUAUAGGCCUGUACGCCCCACUCCCUUAAGUAUAACAAGAGUGUUUGUCGCUCUCCAUUCAGCAGGGUGACAUGAUUAAGGGUCACCCAGGGUUUCAGUUUGGCGUGUCUUCCCAAAUUGGACAGGUACGGGAACGAAAUAUGUGUGUCGAACCUGUGUGCCGUGUAGCCAUGUAGCGGCUUAGUAGCUUAGUGUAAUGCGGAAGUCGGCCUGAAGGCUGGUCGGAGGGGUUACGUUUCAGUGUGCAAGCAGUCUUUUAGUGUGUGCUCUUUCCUUCUGUGAUUGGGCCGUGGUGCAGCGCCACACCCCUGGUGUACAAGUGUCUUAAGUGGUAGUCUCGGUGGUGUUGCGUGUCGGUUACCCCUGCCAAACCAGGCACUGCCGUCGCGUCCGGAACGGUUGGGCCGCUACGCUAAGUCAGGCAUGUGUUUGCUGUGUGUAAGGAGUUUGGUAAGGCGUUUCCUAUCGCCGUGACCUCGGGCUGCACGCUGGGCUUGGGCUCAGGCUGCACCUCGGGCUGCACGUGCAGGUGUCAUAGUCAGGUCGUGUUCGUGUCUGGCGUGAGCUUAAUUGUGAAUGUCUUAUGAUGUUGCGACUAAGUUGAAAAUGAACUCAGGACGUUUCGAGAUAGUCCGGGCGGUGAUUGAUUGACCAGCUGCAUGCCCGCAUGCCCAGGGAAGACAGACACGCGCCCUGAGGCUAGUGGAGGGGUCGAGGGAUUAGCCCCACCCUCAAAAGCAUAAAGAUUAGAGACGCAUAAGCGCAUGUUUGAGUCGAUGGGGCGUGUGAGAAAAGGUUGAUGUCUGGGACAGGCGUGUUAGUGGCGUGUGGGUUUGAUACGGGGUGCCUCCCCCCCCCCCCAUGCUGCGGUGACCACACGUGAGUUGUCUUCCCCUGCUAGCCCGGUUUGACUGCACUCGGUUGGAGGCUGCAUGUGUUGACGGUAGGGAUUGAACUUGGCGACCGCUAGCGCAGCACGCGGACCCAAUUACUGUCUGUAGGCGACUCAUAGUUGAGGUGGAUUACGUAAUCCAGAUUACGUAAGGGCGUGUGCCACGUUGCGCAGGGGUUACGUAAGCGCCUGCAUUACGUUGCGGCCCUGCAUGGGGAUUGUACGACGGAAUGAGGGUCGUACGACGGAAUGGGGCACCCGGCUAGAGUGUUUAGGCAGCGGUCCGGUUGUAUUGGACCAUAUUGGACCAUAGCACCGGGUGUUGAGCAGACGCAUACCUGCCAACCAUCCCCAGGUCACCUGACUCUGAGCUAACGAACACCCCUGCAAUUGUAACGGCAUACGGUU
This is a messenger RNA of Chlamydomonas reinhardtii, 2256 nucleotides long. RefSeq lists its product as uncharacterized. The transcript is spliced from 3 exons. The record is from RefSeq and is a predicted model, not a curated record. Lineage: Eukaryota; Viridiplantae; Chlorophyta; Chlorophyceae; Chlamydomonadales; Chlamydomonadaceae. Bases 386 to 592 code for a protein of 68 amino acids.